UAUUUGAUUGAAAUAUUACACAGUACUCUGUUAAUAGUUUUUCUGAUAAAAACUAGAAAAAUGGGUUUACCGAAGGUAUAUUUCGACCUAACUGCAGAUAAAAAGCCUAUUGGUCGUGUAGUUAUGGAAUUACGUACAGAUGUUGUACCAAAAACAGCUGAAAAUUUCCGUGCUCUUUGUACUGGAGAAAAAGGUUUUGGAUAUAAAGGUAGUACAUUCCAUCGUGUAAUACCUAACUUCAUGUGCCAAGGAGGAGAUUUUACGAAUCAUGAUGGCACUGGUGGUAGAUCAAUUUAUGGUGAAAAAUUUGAGGAUGAAAAUUUUCAACUUAAACAUCUUGAUUCUGGAUUACUUUCCAUGGCUAAUUCUGGACCGAACAGCAAUGGAUCACAAUUCUUCAUAACAACUGCUAGAACUACUUGGUUAGACAAUAAGCAUGUAGUCUUCGGAUCUGUUAUCGAAGGUAUGGAUGUAAUCAAGAAGGUCGAAAGUUUUGGUAGUCAGACCGGUCAGACUCGUCAAAAGAUAGUCAUUGCUGACUGUGGACAACUUUAAAUAACUUCCUUUAACUUUUUAAUAAAAACGUUCCAAUAAAUAUUAAAUAAUAAUUUUCAACUGUUUUACCACUUAAACUGUUUGACCAUCAUUUAUACCAGAUCUACAUUUAAUUGUAUUCUCUUUUGAGAAUCAUUGUCACCGUUUGACAAUCCAAUAAGAAUAUUAACACCGAA
Molecule: messenger RNA, 731 nt
Organism: Polistes dominula (European paper wasp)
Lineage: Eukaryota; Metazoa; Arthropoda; Insecta; Hymenoptera; Vespidae
Product: peptidyl-prolyl cis-trans isomerase
Biological process (GO): protein peptidyl-prolyl isomerization; protein folding
Cellular component (GO): cytoplasm
Molecular function (GO): cyclosporin A binding; peptidyl-prolyl cis-trans isomerase activity
Source: RefSeq, a predicted model, not a curated record